This is a messenger RNA of Sardina pilchardus (European sardine), 4233 nucleotides long. It is a transcript of the gene gltpd2b, whose product is annotated as glycolipid transfer protein domain containing 2b. The record is from RefSeq and is a predicted model, not a curated record. NCBI's taxonomy places the organism in Eukaryota, Metazoa, Chordata, Actinopteri, Clupeiformes, Clupeidae. The coding region runs from base 1141 to 2049 and encodes 302 amino acids. Gene Ontology annotation, molecular function: lipid transfer activity. Gene Ontology annotation, biological process: intermembrane lipid transfer. Gene Ontology annotation, cellular component: cytoplasm. The transcript has 4 exons.
AUAUUUUUGGGAUCUACAAUGAUAUGGCCUCUACGGGACACAACUGACGGAUCUGACGGAGAACUUUAAUUCAUGUGUGUGUGUGUGUGUGUGACUGCGUGUCUGUGUGUGUGUGCACGGUGGGGGUUACUCGAGAAGGGAUUAACUCAGAUGGCAAGAGCCCUACCCUAGAAAUGAGCAGUCAGGGACCAGCAAGAAGGAGCUAGUCUGUAUCACGUCCAAAAAUACUUGGUCAGACUCUGGUCAGAAUUCCAAAGUAUUUUUGGAAUACACAACAUCAUGAGAUAGGUGCAGUUAUCUUUGAUAGGCUCACAAAUCAGAAAUAAAUUAAUUAUUUACUGCCAUUGACAACAAGACCCCCAGCAUGUUUACAUGGCAAGAGGACUGUCUGACCUUUUGUCAGAGUCAACUCACUCCAUGUCAGAUUAGCUCUCCUUCCAUCACUGGCAAAACAUCCCCUGGCUUUCCAAAUCAAUACUUGUUAAUGGCGCUUAAUAAAUUAUUUCCCAUAAAAGCUCCUCGGGCUAACUCUUUGAGACCCCAUAUCCGCAGAUGAACAUAAUGGUCCUAGUGUGUGUAAUGGUCUUCGAGUGAGGUUACCACAGUGCAGAAUGACUGUGAAUGCCUAAUCACUCCGCCAGUGGCUAAGCUAGAGUUAACCUCUGGACUCGCUGAUUGAACAACAAAGCCAUAGACAUACAGAGAACGGCAUAUCAGCAGAGUGGGACCAGCCAGGAGACAAGGAGCAGGGAGUCAGUCACACACAGGAGAAAGACAGAGCAGUGGACAGCUGUAGGCUACUGCAGCAAGAGGGGAACAGGAAGUUGGAGUAGAGCGCUAGAGUUUCCCAGAAAAGGCUUCGUAGUAACACUGAGAGAAGUGGCACAACACGGCGGCUGCUAUCUAGAAGUGCCACUCAUAAAGAAAGCAGAAGCAGGAAGACCAUGAGCAGCAGUUAGAGAGGGAGUGAGAGAGAGAGGGGGAGAGAGAGAGGGGGGAGAGAGAGAGAGGAAGCUUUUAAGGAAGGAGAGUGAAAGAGAAAGAAUGUCAUACAAACAACGAGAGACCAUGAGACGCUAGAGCCGGCAAAAGGCGAGGCACACGGCUUGUUUUGGUGGACGCGGGGGACCCCCCGGCUGGAUGCGCCAGAAGCAGAUGAAGUUGACCAGCAUGGGAGUGAAGGGCAGGGCAGCGGUGGCCGUCGUCUUCAUCCUCCUCCUCCUCGGCUCCCUCUGGCUGUAUGGAAACUUGGAGAGCCCCUGGGAGUCCUGCCUGAAAUCCUACAAUCAAAAUGAUAAGGUGGUCUUUCACAGGAAUGGGAGUUUAGAGCCGUAUACCCUGGAGCUGUGCCCCGGCCAGACGUUCCAAAUCUCCCUGCUGUUCGCUCACCUACGCUCAGCCCCCGUGGGGACGGAUGACGUGCUCCUGGAGCCAUAUCUCUCCAGCUGGGAUGAACUCAUCAAGUUCUUAGUAGCUAUGGGCCCUUUGGUUGGAGCAAUUUCCAACGAAAUUGAGACAAAAACCUCCAUCAUCCGUGAGUUGGCUAAGGAUGAAGCAGAGAGAAUGAGAGCUGACGGGCAGAGUGGCCUGAGGGCAGAGGGGCCAAACCCGGACCUCGGGGCCUACGACUCCGUCCGGUCCAUGAUCUCGGCGGAGCUGAGCCGCGGCUUAGUGGACUUCCAGAAGCAGACGGACUCCGGCUGCCGCACGCUCCUGCGGCUCCACCGCGCCCUCCUGUGGCUGCAGCUGUUCCUGCAGAAGCUGGGCCUGCCCCCCGAGCCGGGGUCGGACCGCCUGCGCAGCCCCUCCGACCUCUGCCGCGAGGCCUACCAGCAGACCCUGGCCAAUCACCACAGCUGGUGGGUGCGCCAGAUGGCCGACCUGGCGUUCCUCGCCCUGCCGGAAAGGACAUUUUUUUACCGGCUCAUAUGCGUCCAGAACCAGGAGGAGGCAACUGCCAUCCUCAAAAAAGUGGUCCACGCCAUCGACGUGAUGUACAAUCGCACCCAGAGGGCGCUGGACGAACACAACAUGCUGGACUUGCCAUGAGCAAAGAUCAUUAAGGGUGGAGCAGGACACUUCGUCGUAGUUCAUGUCAAUGGGCGCAAAACGGGGAUCACUUCCUCUGCAUAAAGGGGUGUGUCAUGCCCGUAGACUUCAAUGGAACAGUCGCUGCCGCUGUUCUGCAUAAAGGGGGAUUUUGACCCCCCCUCUUGCGAUUCGGGUUCCAGGGAGUGGCUUCUCAUGAAGUAUCUUGCUUCACCCACUGAUCUAUAAAGUAUUCUUUAUAGAUCAGUGGCUUCGCCCUUAAAGGGACAUUUCACCGAUUAGCAUGAAGCUUUGUAUCUCUAGAAAACCAGUCAUGUUUAUGAAUGCAUCGUGCAUCAUUCCCUCAGUUUGCCUUGAGAUGGGAGAAAUACGGAUUUCAAUUAAACCCAUGAAUAGGACUUCCUGCUUUCAAUGAUGUAAAAUGAUGAUUUUUACAUCAUUGAAAGCAGGAAGUCCAACAUUGAAAUCCGUAUUUCUCCCAUCUCAAGGCAAACUGAGGGAAUGAUGCACGACCAUUCAAAAACAUGACUGUUUUUCUAAAGAUACAAAGCUUAAUGCUAAUCGGUGAAGUGUCCCUUUAACUCAUUGAGUGCCAACAACGUAAUAUUGCGUUUUUAGCUCCCAUGCGUAGAGUGCCAACAACGCAAUAUUGCGUUUUUCGCUUUUUUUUUAAAUUACGAAACUAGACACUCUAACUCACCUUAUGUGUGAUUUUUGGAAGUCUAUCAUGAAGAGAACUGAAGUAGAUGACGAUCAAAAACUCAUGAAAUCCUACAAUCCGUAAAUGUACGUCUGUCUUAAGUGGCUUAUAUCUCCGUUUCUAGAGGAACAACGGGGAUUUUGAUGAAAACUAGCCACUGUUUAGCUUGCGAUUUCUCAGGAAUGGAGACACGUAGAGAUAAACGGUUUUCACCCACUGAGAGCUCAGAGUCUUACGUUUCAAAUGAGCCAUCGUAUAUGUCCAUAACUAUAACAUAGAAUACGCUGUGGCUCUACAAAAAUAGUCAACAACGAUCUAGCUUGCCGGCACUCUGGGACAUAGCUUCCAAAAACAAUGCGGCAUUCAAUGAGUUAAUGAUCUUUGCCAUGAGUGCCGAGGAAGGUCAAAGGUCAAAAGGACUUGUGUUUGCCAAAUCAGGAGUUUCAUUCUUUCAUGGAGUGGGGGUAACCAGGGACAUUCAGCCCCCCUCACCUGUUCCCACCCAUUACAUGCCGUGACAUGACAUGACAUGGAAAAUUAAUGUUUUAUAAAUAAUUCAAGAACCAAUUUUUGACAAUCUCUGAGAGCAUUGAGGACUCAAUCACUGAUGUCCAAAGUUGAAAGAAAAAAGACCCUUACUGACUGGGGUUAUGGUUGGGUAACCCUGGGCAACACAUCUGGGCUCCGUCUUUGUACUUAAAAAUUCAAAAAUAAAACAGACAAUAGAAACUACUGAGACAGAUCAUUCCUAAUUCAAUAUGAAGUAAUUGUUGUCUAGUGUAAAUGUUUCACGUUUUGAUUGUAGUCGAUUUUAGAUUAAAUGUAAUUUUUAGCAUGAUUUCUUAGGCAGAGCUGCGUCUUUCUGACUAACAUUCUGUAAAAACAUAAACCCAAUCAAAGCGUUUCACUGCCCACCACUAAAAGACUAUAUUGUCCGCCCAAGGAGAAAAAUAAUUGACAAAUGUUAAUCAUUUACCAGGUGAGGAGCUCCCACAGCCAUAAACUGGACCUCAUUGCAGCAGGUCAAUUACUGAUGAUGAUGCUUUAUGGUCAAAGGUCAGUGAAUGGCUGUAGGUUGCGCAUCAUGUUUGUCAAGAUAACCCAAUACAAGCCUCCAGAUACCUUCAGAUACGAGACCGUACCAGAGAGAUAAAAUUCCUGGUUAGUAUAAAGUUCAAAGUGCUCUACUACUGCCUCAAAAUUGCCUUAUAAAUGUUGACCUGAAUGAGACAAUCGACAUAAAAUAUGUCAAGAGAGAUGUAGCUUGGCUGUUGCUUUGAUGUUUUAUAUGUUUGCAAUUUAUGCAACGGUACAACAUAGUUUGUUUCUAGGCCUAGUAAUGUUCUAGGCCUAGUAAUGUCAUUUUUUUAAAUGUUCUUUUUCCAGAGGAUGGUUUAAGCAAUGACUAUUUAUUGAACUGUUUAAACUAUGCUCAGACCAAAUAAACAAAGGCAGCCAAGUUGCUACUGCCAACAUAUUGCAAA